AUGUCUUUCCGCAGCAUAGUCCGGGAUGUUAGAGAGAGCUUCGGAAGCUUAUCAAGGCGGGGCUUUGACGUGAGGAUUUCAGGCCUCCCUGGUCUUUCCGGCCAUCAUCACCGGGGGAAGUCUUUCGGGCCACCGGGUGAGCCGCACGGCGGAGCUGUGGUGGCUGAUCAGAAUGGCUGGGUUGGUCUUCCUCCUGAAUUACUUCGUGAUGUGAUGAAAAGGCUGGAGGAAGGCGAGAGCACUUGGCCCUCGCGCAAAGAUGUCGUCGCUUGUGCGGCGGUCUGCAGCGCGUGGAGAGAGAUCUGUAAAGAUAUAGUUCAGAGCCCGGAGUUCUGUGGGAAACUCACUUUUCCGGUGUCGCUUAAACAGCCAGGACCUCGAGAUGGAUUAAUCCAGUGCUUCAUUAGAAGGGACAAAUCAACACUAACCUAUUAUCUCUACCUCUGCCUUAGCCCUGCUGUGCUUAGUGAGAACGGAAAGUUCCUGCUAGCAGCUAAGAGGAAUCGACGGACAACAUAUACCGAAUACGUAAUUUCUGUGGAUUCUAAAAACAUCUCGCGGUCAAGCAACGGCUAUGUUGGAAAAAUGAGGUCGAAUUUCCUCGGCACCAAGUUCAUCGUCUACGACACUCAGCCGCCAUACAAUGCCGGGAGCCUCGUCCCAUGCCAGCGAGGCAGCCGCCGCAUCUCUUCCAGGAGGGUCUCCCCAAAGGUGCCCACCGGUAGCUACCCCAUUGCCCAGGUGAAUUACGAGCUCAAUGUGUUGGGCACCAGGGGGCCGAGGCGUAUGCAGUGCACGAUGCACUCCAUCCCGGCCUCUGCAGUCGACCCGGAUGGUGUGGUGCCUGGGCAACCCCAGCAACUGCUCCCCGGUCCGUUCGACGAGUCCUUCCGCAGCACGAACGCCUCCUCCAGGUUCUCCAUGGCAGACUUCAGCAGCUCUCGCUUCUCAAGCUCCCGAUUCUCAGAUGUAAGUGGUGGGUUGCGUCGAGAGGAGGAAGAUGGGGAGGCCAAGGAGAGGCCAUUGGUUCUCCGCAACAAGGUGCCGAGAUGGCAUGAGCAGCUGCAGUGCUGGUGCCUCAACUUCCGAGGCAGGGUGACGGUGGCCUCCGUGAAGAACUUCCAGCUGACGGCAGCCGCGCCAGAGGUGACGGCCGCUGCUGUGCCGCCGUGGGAACCUUCACAGCCGCCCCAGCAGCAGCAGCUCCAGCCGUCAAGUUCAUCGUCGUCCUCGACGUCCGAUCACGAGAAGGUGAUCCUGCAGUUCGGUAAGGUUACCAAGGACAUGUUCACCAUGGACUACCGGUACCCGCUCUCGGCAUUCCAGGCGUUCGCCAUCUGCUUGACCAGCUUCGACACCAAACUGGCCUGUGAAUGA
This is a messenger RNA of Triticum turgidum subsp. durum (durum wheat), 1377 nucleotides long. Lineage: Eukaryota; Viridiplantae; Streptophyta; Magnoliopsida; Poales; Poaceae. The record is from the annotation of a GenBank genome assembly.